Molecule: messenger RNA, 5190 nt
Organism: Panthera uncia (snow leopard)
Lineage: Eukaryota; Metazoa; Chordata; Mammalia; Carnivora; Felidae
Product: tyrosine-protein kinase Blk
Exons: 12
Coding region: 2346-3848 (500 amino acids)
Biological process (GO): protein phosphorylation; cell surface receptor protein tyrosine kinase signaling pathway; innate immune response
Cellular component (GO): extrinsic component of cytoplasmic side of plasma membrane
Molecular function (GO): non-membrane spanning protein tyrosine kinase activity; ATP binding; signaling receptor binding
Source: RefSeq, a predicted model, not a curated record
AACGUUUAUUUAUUUUUGAGACAGAGAGAGACAGAGCAUGAACAGGGGAGGGGCAGAGAGAGAGGGAGACACAGAAUCUGAAACAGGAUCCAGGCUCUGAGCUGUCAGCACAGAGCCCGACGCGGGGCUCGAACUCACAGACUGUGAGAUCAUGACCUGAGCUGAAGUCGGACGCUUAACCAACCAAGCCACCCAGGCGCCCCAAAGAUCGACUUUUUAAAAGGACUUCAGAGCAGGGGCACCUGGGUGGUUCAGUCGGUUAAGCAUCUGACUUCAUGUCGUGAUCUCACAGCUCGUGAGUUUGAGCCCCACGUUGGGCUCUGUGCUGAUGGCUCAGAGCAUGAAGCCUGCUUUGGAUUCUGUAUCUCCCUCUUUCUCUGUCCCUCCCCUGCUCAUUCUCUGUGUCUCUCUGUCUCAAAACUGAAUAAACAUUAAAAAAAAAAAAAAAAAGGACCCCAAAACAGAUGACUUACUGGCUGAGUUCUAUCCAGCCUUUAAAGAACAGAGAGUCUCAGUGUAAUUCAAUGACUCAAAGCCAUAGGAAGAAAGAUGGAGAACCCCCUAAUAUUACAAAGUCAGCAUCAUCUUAAUGUUAACUCCUCAUAGACAGACCCCACUUGGGAAUAUUGAUUCUCAUUUGAAAUAAAACAUUAGCAAAUAGGAUCUAUCCAUGUAUUUAAAAGACUAAUGAACUGUAAACAAAUAGCUUUUAUUUCAGAACACAAGGAUUUCAGUAGCAGAAAAUUUAUCAACAUAAUUUAUUACAUCAACAAAUUAAAGAAAACGAUCAUAUUAAAAGACACUAAAUAGGGUACCUGAUAAGAUUCAGUAUCAAUUCUUAACAGAAAUCCAUAAUCCCUUUUCCAAAAUUCUGAUAAAAGGAAUCUCUGAAAAGUAAAAUGUUGGCCUGUAACUUUGGCAUUUCAUUUGCUGCUAAGGUUUAUGCGAACUGACAUAAAGAAACUACUUGAAUACAGAGAAGUGCUGUUCUUUACAAAUGUGAAGUAUUACAUGUUCUGUACGCGAAGCACGCUCAAAAAACGAAUUAUGGAUUAUUUGUUAUUGGGGAUCUCUCUCCUGUAUUUAGAAUUACUCCAGUCUUCCUUUUUUUCAAGAUGAGUUUGAGGAGAAUUAAUAUGAGACAUGUGCUUUCAACUUUCUAGAAGAAAACAUCACUGCGUUUCAGUAAAUCUAAGACACCGCUGUUUGGAAGACUAACAUUUAUUCUAUGUAUCACUAAAAGAGAGGGAAAAAGGAUGCUGCUAUUUACUUUAUGAAUCAUCGUUGGGUGUAAAACACAUCGCAGUUUCAAGAGAUGUUGAGUGAAAAAAGGUGCAUCCCGGAAUCAAUGAAAUAUGAACACAUGCGAAAGCAGUCAGGAACUCUCCAUCAACCACACGGCCCUUCCGACAAGAACAGGGACUCAAGGUCCUUUCUUCUAUAAAUGUCUGUGUCUUGGGGAUGGGCCGGGUGUGAGGUGGAGUGUAGUGGUCUGGGGUCAGCCAGGGCUCCACAGUUGGCUCUUCGUUGGUUACUGGUUUGACCAGGAACCAGCUAUUUAACAACUCAAAGCUCAGUCCUGGGACAGGGAUGAUGCCUACUUACACUUACUUUAGAGUUAAAAGGAUGACAUGAGAUAGGCUUUGUGAAGUUCAAGAGUAAGUCCUUCCUAAUAGCUGCCCCUGGAAUGAGGGCGGUGCUGAUGUGGUGGUGUCGGCUGUGGUCUCUGGCAUCUUUCCCACUUCUAUAACUCUAUGAUCCUUUACCCAAGAAAAAGCUUGGCCGAUCUCUCUCACUUAUGGAAGACUCUCUGAUAUUACUGAGAAGACGCUGUUGGCCUCAGACGCCUAUACCAUCAGUGUGCCCUGAAUUUAUAGCAUCUCAUCUGAAAAUCUGAGUGGGAAAGAACCUCAGACGGGUCCUAACAUGGACCAAGAGAGGAACUUGACCUUCCCAAGUAAUACAGCCAGUGGCAAAAUGAAGGCUAAACCCGGACCAUCAGGCACGUUGGUCAGACUCUUUCUAGAUGGUUCCUAUCCCCAAGGCACUAGGGCUCACCCCAGCAGUUUCUGGCAGUUCGCUCAGACCUGGAUGAUCUCUGUCCUAAACCCAGUCAUUUGUCCUCUCUGGUCUACUUCUUCCUGCUCUGGGAAAAAAAGAUGGAUACAAACUUAGCCUACCCAACUGCUUACUGACUUCAUGUUCUGAUUUUGGCCUUCACUGCCCCUCCCACUUCCGUCCCGCCUUUCUAAUUGGCCAGCUGGAAGGAGUUGGGGGAGCUCUUCUGUACUGAGGCUCUUGAAGACCUACUCACAUCACCAAUCUGCUGUGUGCUCUCCGACAGGAUGGGAGUGGUGAGCAGCAAAAAGCAGGUGAAGGAGAAAGGUAAGGGCCUCUGGAGCCCUGUGAAGGUCAGCACCCAGAGCAAAGAUCCCCCACCACUGCCUCCCCUGGUCCUGUUUAACCACCUGGCUCCUUCACCUCCGGACAUGCACCCAGACCAAGAGGAGCAUUUCGUGGUGGCCCAGUAUGACUACACCUCAGUGAAUGACAGGGACCUGCGAAUGCUGAAAGGGGAGAAGCUACAGAUAUUAAAGGAAGUUGGAGACUGGUGGUUGGCCAGAUCUCUCAUCACAGGAAGAGAAGGCUACGUGCCCAGCAACUUUGUGGCCCGAGUAGAGACCCUGGAGGUGGAAAAGUGGUUCUUUAGAUCAAUUAGCCGGAAAGAUGCUGAGAGGCAGCUUCUGGCUCCAAUCAAUAAGGCGGGCUCCUUUCUUAUCAGAGAGAGUGAAACCAACAAAGGUGCCUUUUCUUUGACUGUGAAGGAUGUGACCACCCAGGGGGAGGUGAUCAAACACUACAAGAUCCGCUCCCUGGAUGAAGGGGGCUAUUACAUCUCCCCCCGCAUCACCUUCCCCACUCUCCAGGCUUUGGUGCAACAUUAUUCUCAGAAAGGGGAUGGUUUAUGCCAGAGGCUCACCCAACCGUGUGUCAGCCUGGCUUCCCAAGACCUGUGGGUCCAAGAUGAAUGGGAAAUCCCCCGGCAGUCUCUCAAGCUGGUCAGGAAACUCGGGUCUGGGCAAUUUGGCGAAGUCUGGAUGGGUUAUUACCAAAACACCGUGAAAGUGGCCAUCAAGACUCUAAAGGAGGGGACCAUGUCUCCGGAGGCCUUCCUGGGUGAGGCCAACCUGAUGAAAACUCUCCAGCAUGAGAGGCUGGUUCGUCUCUAUGCCGUGGUCACCAAGGAACCCAUUUACAUCGUGACCGAGUACAUGGCCAGAGGAUGCUUACUGGAUUUCCUGAAGACAGAUGAAGGUAGCCGACUGUCCCUCCCGAGACUGAUCGACAUGUCAGCCCAGAUUGCCGAAGGAAUGGCGUAUAUAGAGCAAAUGAAUUCAAUCCACCGCGACCUGAGGGCAGCCAACAUCCUGGUGUCUGAGUCCCUGUGCUGCAAAAUCGCUGACUUUGGCCUGGCCCGCAUCAUUGACAGUGAAUACACUGUCCAAGAAGGCGCCAAGUUCCCCAUCAAGUGGACUGCCCCAGAGGCCAUCCAUUUCGGGGUGUUCACCAUCAAAGCAGACGUGUGGUCAUUUGGAAUCCUCCUGAUGGAAAUCGUCACUUACGGGCGUGUACCCUACCCAGGAAUGAGCAACCCCGAGGUCAUCCGCUGCCUGGAGCGCGGCUACCGCAUGCCGCGCCCCGACACGUGCCCGCCACAGCUGUACCACGGUGUCAUCACCGAGUGCUGGCGGAGCCGGCCGGAGGAGCGGCCCACCUUCGAGUUCUUGCAGUCGGUGCUCGAGGACUUCCACACGGCCACCGAAGGGCAGUACGAGCUCCAGCCCUAGGCCCGGCUCGAGGACACGGGUCUGGUGGCGGCAGGGCCCAGAGACGUCUCGCGCCCCCCGCCCAACCUGUAGAACUGAUGAAGCGUGUUCACCUCGAGGCUCUUACCCCAGCCCCAGGCCGACUGGAAGGGCAGGGAGGAAUUGAUAGGCCCGUUUCUAGAUGAGGGAAGGAGAGAGAGAGGCAGCCUCACAGGUGGGUCACGCAGCAUGGAGUCCGGAGAUCCCAUCGCAGUCCCACCCUUCUUGGGCUGUGUGACCUUGGGCAAGUUAUUUAGCCUCUCUGUGCCUCCACUGUUUCGUUUGUACAGUGGGGGAGAACCAUAAUAGUACCUACCUCCUUAUGUUCCUCAAGAGGAUUACAUUAGUUAACCCCAGUAAGAUGUUCAGAAUAGCGCCUGGCACACUCCUGGCACACCGUUAAGUGUUUGGCAUCGUUGUAAGACUCCCCUGUGCUGGCGCCCAAAGCGAGAAGUCCGCAGCAAGUGGCCAGGAAUCGCGCUGCUCCCACCUGUGCGGACCGCGCCCCGGUGCGGCUCCCUCUCUACUACCCCAGAAGCAGGACUGGGUCCUCCGAGUUGUCCGCUCCGAGAAGUGUCCACCUGCUUCGGCUCUGGGCCGGUAGCUCUGACCUAGACUGCACUCCAGCACUUUGGGACUCUUCUGUAAUAAAGUCACAAGAUCUGACCUUUGCCGUGUCGUUACUGGUGACAAGCCUGGACAUCGCUACAUGACGUAGGUGGUUUGCAUGAGUGGCGCAGCAAGGGACUCGCUGUUGGUCCUGGGUUUCUGGUGGAGCUCCCAGCUCCAAGGACAACACCGAAGAAGACUCCACGGCCAUUGCCUUUAGGGGAGACUUGAGCAGGGCCAGCAGGUGGCGCCCUCACCUCAGCAAUCCUGGCCUCCGGGAUGCUUUGCUCCGACAGCGACAGCGGUAGCUACAAGGGUGCUGGGUGCACGCAGAGAGAGGAGGGAGCGCCCCAGGCUCCAGUCUCGGGACCAGGCGCAUGCGCAGAUGAUCAGGCGAUGGUAACACCAAAACCGUUCAAGGCUUCGCACUGCUCAGGGGGCUCGCUGUUUAUUUUUUGUUUUAUUUAGAAUAGAUUUAUUAUAAUAGAUUAUUAUGAAAUAGAUUUAUUAUUGUAGAUUUUUUUAGCUUUUAGGUUUACUGAAAAAUACACGGAAAGUACAAAGAAUGCCCAUCUACCCCUCACCCCGCCCCUCAAUUUUCCCUUUUACUAACAUCUUGCAAUAGUGUGGUACGUUUGUUACAACUGAUGAAACAAAUCGACACGUUAUUAUUAACUAAAGCCCAUAGUUUACAUUAAUAUAUUAUUAGGAUUCA